AUGUUUUCCUUCUUGACCUGCCACCGUCGCCGAAGCAAGGGACAGCCGCAGCUCUCCUGGAAGCAAAUUGAGGACGCCGCCCAUGACCUCGAGUCGCGGCCCUCCUGGACCGCCCCCGACAAUACCCUGUUGAUGCAGGCAUUUGAAUGGCACGUCCCGGACGACAAAGCCCAUUGGCGUCGGCUGCAGCAUGCCCUCCCGGGGUUACAGGCCAUUGGCGUCGACCAUAUCUGGAUCCCGCCCGGAUGUAAAGCCAUGAAUCCGUCCGGAAACGGCUAUGACAUCUAUGACUUGUAUGACCUCGGCGAGUUCGAUCAGAAAGGCGCGCGCACUACCAAAUGGGGUACCCGUCAGGAGCUGGAGGAGCUCGUGGCCCAUGCGCAGGCCCUGGGGGUUGGGGUCUACUGGGAUGCGGUCCUUAAUCACAAGGCGGGUGCGGAUUACCCGGAGCGGUUUAAAGCGGUGAAAGUCGAUCCGAAACGACGAGAUGUCGAGAUCUCCGACCCCGUCGAGGUCCACGGCUGGGUGGGGUUUAAUUUCGAGGGUCGAGGCGAUCAGUACAGUUCGCUGAAGUAUCACUGGCAGCAUUUCAGUGGUGUGGACUGGGAUGAUACGCGGCAGGAAAACGCCAUCUACAAGAUUUGCGGUCCGAAUAAGGGCUGGGCCUCGGAUGUCGGCCAGGAUAAUGGCAACUACGACUAUCUGAUGUUCGCUGACCUGGAUUACUCGCACCCUGAGGUCCGCGAGGAUGUCUUGCGAUGGGGAACGUGGUUGCAGUCGGUCGUGCCGCUGAAGGGGAUGCGUCUGGAUGCAGCGAAGCACUUCUCAACGGGCUUCCAGAAGGAGUUUAUCGACCAUAUGCGCCAGACGGCCGAGGGCAAGUUCUUUGUGAUUGGGGAGUACUGGUCAUCGGACGUGCGGACGUUGGUCCGGUACCUCGAGGAGAUGGAGUAUCGCGUGUCGGCCGUGGAUGUGCCGCUCGUGGAGAACUUUUCGCGCAUGUCCAAGGCGCGAGGGGCGGAUUUGCGCCAGGUGUUCCAGGGGACGUUGGUGCAGAGCAAGCCUGAUUAUGCGUUGACAUUCGUUGCGAAUCAUGAUACGCAACCCGGACAAAUGCUCGAGAAUGUGGUCGAACCGUCCUUCAAACCGCUGGCGUAUGCCCUCAUCUUGCUCCGCCAAGGCGGCACCCCGUGUGUGUUUUACGGUGACCUGUACGGCAUCAACCACGGCGCGCACCCGAUGACGCCCGCCUGCGAGGGCAAGCUCCCGAUCCUGAUGCAAGCGCGCAAAUUAUAUGCAUACGGCGAACAACAAGACUAUUUCGACCAGCCCAACUGCGUGGGCUUCGUCCGCUACGGCAACGCAACCCACCCCUCCGGCCUAGCCUGCGUGCUGAGCACCGGAGGCCCCGCCCAGAAACGCAUGUACGUCGGACGGCGACACGCGGGCGAGCAAUGGACGGAUCUCCUCCGCCGGCAGCCCGGGGCGGACGAUCCGCCAGGGGCCACCACGGUGACCAUCGACGCGGCGGGCUAUGGGGUGUUUCCAGUGCCGGGCCAGGUGAGCGUUUGGGUCAACGGGACGGCACCUGGCCGAGACCAGAUGCACCAAGUACCAUUGUAA
Aspergillus ibericus CBS 121593 is the source of this 1623-nucleotide messenger RNA. RefSeq names its product alpha-amylase. Bases 1 to 1623 code for a protein of 540 amino acids. Gene Ontology annotation, molecular function: calcium ion binding; hydrolase activity, hydrolyzing O-glycosyl compounds. NCBI's taxonomy places the organism in Eukaryota, Fungi, Ascomycota, Eurotiomycetes, Eurotiales, Aspergillaceae. The transcript has 7 exons. The record is from RefSeq and is a predicted model, not a curated record. Gene Ontology annotation, biological process: carbohydrate metabolic process.